CGAUCUUCUUCCCUUGGACGAUGCCCCCGCUCCCUCGCUGUUCUCUUCUCUCUACUGUAAUUGGACUCAGCAGCGAGCGCGAGAGAGCAUCGAAAAAGCAGUGAAAUGGGAGGCAAAGGCAGGGCUCGCACUCAGCGGAAACACUUCCGGCAGAGUAGAGAGAAUGUUUGGAAACGAAGCAGAUCCGAUUCUCAACCGGAAACCGCCAAUCUCAACCACGCCGAUGAUGCCAACACCACCAAUCCUACUUGGGAGCCAUUCGCCACUCAAAACCCAGCCUUCGACGAGUAUUACAAGGAGCAAGGGAUUGUGUCCCCUGACGAGUGGGACCUGUUCAUUGAAGUUCUUCGAAGGCCAUUGCCUGCCGCCUUCAGAAUCAAUUCCAGUAGCCAGUUUUGUGGGGACAUUAGAUCGCAGUUAGAGAAUGACUUUGUGAAUUGUCUUCAAGCUGAGGCUGCUGAUGGGAGUGAAGUGGAGGGAAUUAGGUCAAUACCUUGGUACCCUGAGAAUCUUGCUUGGCAGUCAAAUUUUUCUCGCAUGCAGCUGAGAAAGAAUCAAACCCUUCAAAGGUUCCAUGAAUUCUUGAAGCAAGAAAAUGAAAUAGGGAACAUCACAAGGCAGGAGGCUGUCAGCAUGGUACCCCCACUAUUUCUAGAUGUACAUCCAAGCCAUUUCGUUCUUGAUAUGUGUGCAGCUCCUGGAUCCAAAACAUUCCAGUUGCUUGAGAUGAUAUACCAGCCAACUGAGACUGGAUCAUUGCCUGCUGGAAUGGUGAUGGCAAAUGAUGUUGAUGUCCAACGAUGUAAUCUUCUUAUCCACCAAACAAAAAGAAUGUGCACUGCCAAUUUGAUAGUCACUAAUCAUGAAGCACAACAUUUUCCCAGCUGCCAUUUAUACAAAAAUUAUGCUAAUGCUUCCUGGAAUGGGACUGCAACAGAACCAAGUUUAAGCCAGCUCCUUUUUGAUCGGGUCCUGUGUGAUGUGCCUUGCAGUGGAGAUGGUACUCUUCGCAAGGCUCCGGAUAUCUGGAGGAAAUGGAAUGCAGGAAUGGGCAAUGGGAUCCAUGGCCUACAAGUUCAGAUUGCAAUGAGAGGGAUCUCAUUACUUAAAGUUGGUGGAAGAAUGGUUUACUCAACUUGCUCAAUGAAUCCAGUUGAAAAUGAGGCUGUAGUUUCUGAGAUUCUGCGGAGAUGUGAGGGGUCUGUGGAACUUGUUGAUGUCUCCAAUGAAUUCCCUCAGCUCAUAUGCAGGCCAGGUCUUAAGAAAUGGAAGGUUCGAGAUAGGGGUAUCUGGCUAGCUUCUUACAAAGAUGUUCCACUCUCUCGCAAAGCAGCAGUUACUCCUAGUAUGCUUCCUUCUGGAAGAAGCCAUGUAGGUGUACACAACAAUGAUCACAAUAAAACUGUGGAAGAAACCCAUGAUGAUGAUGGCAACAGGAACUUGCUCAAGCUGGAGAAGGAUGAUGCUCCAACAGAUCUAGAUGAGGAAGUUUCAACUCUUCCUUUAGAACGUUGCAUGAGAAUAGUUCCUCAUGAUCAGAAUACCGGGGCAUUUUUUAUUGCUGUCUUGUGCAAACUUUCCCCUUUACCAGCUAUUCAAAAGAAACCCACCAGUUUGAAUGGGAAGUUGAAUUCCAAUAAUGAUUCACACGCUGAGAAAUUACUUGAUGAAGUGAAAGCGGAUAGAAAUGAAGUAAAAGCUAGCUCAACAGAUGUUACAGAAGAGCAGUUAACUGAAGCUGCUUCUGAUGUGGAUUUACUUGGUAAUGGACUGGAGGAAGCUGCUUUGGAUAGCAAUCCUAGUAAAAUGUCUUCAGAAAAGGAAGAAGAGGAGGAGACUCGAGUGGUUUCUGAUGAGGAUUUACUUGGUAAUGGACUGGAGGAAGCUGAGGAUAGCAAUCCUAGUAAAAUUCGUGAAGAAAAGGUAGAAGAGGAGACCCAAGCACCUGUUGACGGAGAAACUGGUUCUAAGGUAGUUGGGGGGAAGAGAAAGUUACAGACUCAAGGCAAGUGGAGAGGUGUUGAUCCUGUUGUAUUUUACACAAAUAAUGCUAUUGUAGAUAGUAUAAAGACAUUCUACGGCAUUGAUGAGUCCUUCCCAUUUAAUGGGCACCUUGUAACAAGAAACAGUGAUACCAACCAUGUGAAGAGAAUUUACUAUGUAUCGAGAUCAGUUAAAGAAGUGCUUGAACUGAAUCUGAGAGGGGGCCAGCAGCUGAAAAUAACUUCUGUUGGCCUGAAGAUGUUUGAACGCCAAUCAUCAAAAGAAGGUUCCUUGUCUCCAUGUGCAUUCAGGAUAUCAUCUGAAGGAUUGCCGCUGCUUCUUCCACACAUGACCAAACAGCUCCUUUAUGCAUCCCCGAUGGACUUCAAACACCUCUUGCAGUAUAAAACCAUCAAGUUUGCCGAUUUUGUUGAUGCUGAAUUUGGGGAAGCUGCUUCAAAGCUGAUGUUAGGUUGUUGCGUGGUGAUCUUGCAAAAAGAUGGUGAAAAAGCAUCGAGUGCUUGUCAAGUUGAUGCAUCAACAAUAGCUAUUGGAUGCUGGAGAGGGAGAUCAAAUGUGUCGGUCAUGGUGACUGCUAUUGACUGCCAGGAAUUGCUGGAAAGGCUGUCCAUGCGCAUGGAGACUGAAAAUGAAAAUGAAAAUGGUUCUUCUUCCUUGCCACAAAACAAGAAGUCCCCUAGUGUUGGACCUGAAGAAGCCAAGGCAGAAGAAGGUAAUUGAAACUGAAGAAGCUGCUGAAAUCAUUGAACUGGUAACUGUUGGUAGACUAAAGCCAUUUCACUCAAGUGAAUCAUCAUCAGAUCAGAUGGUAUUAUACUCUGUUUUUGUUGUGGGAGAGCUUUUAGUUUCCUUCUUCUUCACUAUUGGAUUGUUAUAAAUUCAGGUCUAUUUUCUCCUUUUGCCAUUAAGUUAAUGUUAAGGAGAGGAUUUUCUUGAGACUUCUGUAAGUUAUUGAUAAUUGGAAUAUUAGUUGUACAUGUGCAUCAGAGACUGAAAGAGCUCAAGAUUUCAUAUAUGAUUAGAUCAUAUGAGUUUUUCUUUUA
Molecule: messenger RNA, 3047 nt
Organism: Diospyros lotus (date-plum)
Lineage: Eukaryota; Viridiplantae; Streptophyta; Magnoliopsida; Ericales; Ebenaceae
Exons: 15
Coding region: 106-2724 (872 amino acids)
Biological process (GO): RNA methylation
Molecular function (GO): tRNA (cytidine-N5)-methyltransferase activity; RNA binding
Source: RefSeq, a predicted model, not a curated record